Messenger RNA from Gongylonema pulchrum, 315 nucleotides. Lineage: Eukaryota; Metazoa; Nematoda; Chromadorea; Rhabditida; Gongylonematidae. The record is from the annotation of a GenBank genome assembly.
AUGCAUGCUCCAUGUCUCUCGGCUGUAGCUACAUCAGCACAGGGAUCUCAAUGCUUGGCAGAAUUCCUGACGGCUGCUCCAGAACGACAGUGCAUAACGCUGAGUAAUGCGGCAAACUGCGCAGCAUCGCAAAUCAGUGAUAUGUGUGGAUACGAUGCGUUAACUCUUUCUUUCGAAGGAAUGCAGGCAUUUGCAAAGCAGGUACGGCGCUACUUCAGAAUUCAGUGUAACGUCACUGAAGGGUCGAGCGAGGAUAUUGCAAAUUACGAAGCGAUGGAAUGUUUGGUUUUCGAGGAUAGUGUAUUAUUUGGAUGA